AUGGGUGUUCCUCCGCCGUCAGCCGCCAUGAGGAAUUUCCUAAAAAUUCUUACUGUUAUUCUUGUCUUCUUCUUCUUCAUCUCAAUUAUCUUUACAUUCCAAGGUCUCUCCCUCCUUCCUCUGUCUUCCUUCAAACAAUCUUAUGCUGCGAGUCACAACACCACUACCAAAGACUAUUCAGCCGGGCUAACAAAGCUUCGGUCUCUUUACUUGUAUUUUGCCCUCGUUUAUCUGUGUUUUCUAGGUUGUUGGAUCUUCGUAUGCUUCAAGAACUAUCCAUCUUUUCACUGGAUUCAUUUACUAAUGGGUAUGUUGCUUAUUAUGAAGGGGCUUAACUUACUAUGUGCAUCCGAGGUCCAACAUUCCAUAAAGGUUACAGGUACUCCUCCGCAUGGAUGGAAUGUCUUGCUUUACAUAUUUCCGGUUAUCAGGACCAUGCUUCUUUACACUGUGAUCGCGAUCUCUAAGGGGUGGUCUUUUCAAGUAAUGCUCUUUUCAAUGAUUCUCAUUCCACUCCAAGUUUUGUCUACGUUUGCUUUUCAAACGGCACUUCACGUUUUACUUGAGAACUCCUUUUCGGACUUGGGUAUAUGGAUGGCAGACCACGUUUGUCAGGUCUUGCUAACUGGAUUUGUGAGUCGCAAGACUUUAGAGAUUGGUCAGGCAGUUAAGAGUUAUUUGGCACACUUCAUUCUAUAUUCGCUGUUCUAUAUAGUGCUUAUUGUGUACUCCAUCAAUGUUUUUGUUUACGGAGUUGGGAACAGUGUAAAUUGCAAUUACUUAUGGGCAAUGGCAGCAGAAACAAUCAGUCUUUUGUUCUAUAUCAUAAUGUUUUCCUUGUUCCGGCCAUUUGAGAGAAACGAAUAUUUAGUUCGACUUAAUCUUCAAGUACCCGUGGUGCCUGUCCGGGAUUAG
Lactuca virosa is the source of this 915-nucleotide messenger RNA. The record is from the annotation of a GenBank genome assembly. NCBI's taxonomy places the organism in Eukaryota, Viridiplantae, Streptophyta, Magnoliopsida, Asterales, Asteraceae.